UUCCAAACCAUAAUCGGCCUCGAAAUCCAUGCCCAACUCGACAUUCCCACCAAACUCUUUUCCAGAGCCCCCACAUCCUCUUGGAUGGCACCUCCUAAUUCAGCGAUCGAUCUGAUCGAUGUGGGUGUCCCUGGCAGUCUACCGGUCCUCUCCAAACAAGCCCUGCAUUCGGCUCUGUUGGCGGCGGGCGCGUUAGAGUGCGACGUACCAACUAUCAGUCGUUUUGAACGGAAACACUACGCUUACGCCGACCUACCGCUGGGCUACCAGAUCACUCAACAAAGAUGGCCACUGGCACGAAAUGGUCGACUAUUGGCAACCUACAAAGUCGACGGCUCCAAAUCAAAGCAACGAACAGCUUUGGUUGACUGUCGAAUCGAUCGAAUACAAUUAGAGCAAGAUACCGGAAAGACCACUUCUACCUUAGAGCCGGACGGCUCUGUGAUCUCUCGGGUUGAUUUGAAUCGUGCAGGGUCGGCACUUAUUGAGAUCGUUUCUGCACCGGACUUAAGGAGUCCUCGACAAGCUGUAGCCUUCAUGGAAACUUUGCGACAGUUGCUACAGCAUCUCGGCGUCUGUGAUGGUAAAAUGGAGCACGGAAGCUUACGGUGUGAUUUAAAUGUAAAUGUACAAAGCCUCAAUUCACCACAACACAAAAGUCCACGCGUCGAAGUCAAAAAUUUGAAUUCCAUUAAGCACGUGCAUGACGCCGCUGUGUACGAAGCCAUUCGACAGGCAUCAACCUUUGCGACGUUGGCGGACAGUGGCAGCUCUAUCCUAGUGGGAGGCGCUGAGACACGCACUUGGAACGUAGUAGAAAGAGCAACAACCCUGUUGAGACGUAAAGACGACGCCCAAGACUAUCGAUUUAUGCCAGAUCCAGAUCUACCACCAAUAGUUAUCGACAACUCCAGUCUGAAUGGCAUGUCGCUCGAGCAGUUCUGGAACAAGAAUCUACCUGAAUUACCUGCCGUGGCAUUUCACAGACUGCAGAAUGACUACGGAUUGUCCUCUUACCAGGCAUCUGUCAUUGUCGCUGAUCCUCCCGCAAUUGAAUUUUUAGAUGCGGUCGCGUCGACUGCGGCGAACAUCCUGUCAAACGAGCUGUUUGGUAUUCUGAAGGAGUCUGGCGGCGAUGAGCCUCUAUCGAUAAAACAUUCCCUUGUCUCAGCGGAGCAGCUGGGAGAGCUAGUAGCUAUGCUCCACGCCGAAAAGAUUUCUACCACAAUGGCGAAGAAAAUGAUGGCAGCACUGUGCACAGAGACGUCUUCUUUCGGGAAGUCGCCUCAAGAACUGGCCUCGGAAUGUGGUUUUGAACUCAUUACAAGUGUUGAUGCUCUGAAAGUUAUUUGUGAAUGUGUUGUGAAGGCAUAUCCCGAGGAGCUCACUGUAUACCACAAAGGCAACAAAUUCGAGGCAAAGAUUUUCAAAUUAUUCAUUGGCAAAGCCAUGUCGGCAAGUAAGGGCAACGCCCACCCCGAGAGGCUUCGAGAAAUCCUAAAAGACGUGCUGGAUGCGACAAAGGGCCGAGCUGGACCUUGA
Phaeodactylum tricornutum CCAP 1055/1 is the source of this 1542-nucleotide messenger RNA. RefSeq lists its product with no specific name. The annotation marks the transcript as partial. The transcript has 2 exons. Gene Ontology annotation, biological process: mitochondrial translation; glutaminyl-tRNAGln biosynthesis via transamidation. The record is from RefSeq and is a predicted model, not a curated record. Gene Ontology annotation, molecular function: glutaminyl-tRNA synthase (glutamine-hydrolyzing) activity. Lineage: Eukaryota; Bacillariophyta; Bacillariophyceae; Surirellales; Neidiaceae.